AUGUUUGAGCCUCGCAAGCGUCCCGAACCCAUCACGGCAGUAGACCGAUCCCGCAACAACCGUCUGCCGCGUCUCUUGACCGAUCCAACUGCACUCUCCCGUCGUCCUCCUAUUACCACGGACUACUCCUCCGAAUCGGCCGGCAGCAUCAACACAAGCUCGUCAUCUCUUCUCAAACACUUGUACCACAAAACGUCACCAUCGCGUUCUAGAUCCGCAACACAGCUUCGUCCGGAAGCCCAAUCCUCGGUCGCCGAUAACCUCUCCAAGCAAGGGGAUACUAGAACUUGGUUGUACGAAUGCGGACCGGACGACGACGACUGGCUGCACGUUCCCGGAGUCGAGCGUCGUCGAAAGUAUAGCUCUUACUUCAAGAUCAGUCUUCGCGGUGUCUUCAACCUAGGAUCCCUUGUCAUCCUCGUCUCAUCCCUCUUGAUGCUUUUUGCAGGGUAUCCCAUCCUGUACCACUUUCUAGCACCGAACAGCGAUCACAAGUCUUCUUCCUUCUUCGGACUCGGUGGAACCAACGGUAGCGGUCAGGUUCCCGUUUUACCGCUCUUCUCGCUCAUCGACGCAGAUACCCCCGCCCCGUCGCGUCGCUGGACCAACCCGUUGGACAAUUCCUCCUACCACCUCGUCUUCAGCGACGAGUUCGAAGUCCCCGGAAGAACUUUCUGGCCAGGGGACGAUCCAUUCUGGCAAGCCGUAGAUCUGAACUACUGGGUCACCGGCGACUUCGAGUGGUACUCGCCCGAAGCAGUCAACACCUCGCACGGCUUCCUCAACAUCUGGCUCACCGAGCAUCCCACUCACAAUCUGAACUUCCAAAGUGGAAUGCUGCUGCAAAGCUGGAACAAGUUCUGUUUUCAAGGUGGAUACAUCGAGACAUCCGUCAUCCUACCCGGGAGUCACACGAUGCAAGGGUUCUGGCCGGCAAUCUGGCUCCUCGGAAACCUAGGUAGAGCAGGUUACGCCGGGACCACUCAAGGGAUGUGGCCGUACAGCUAUUCCAGCUGCGACGUGGGCACCAUGCCCAACCAGACGUAUGCCAACAAGACGGCACCGGAAGCAGCGGUGAACGCUCAUGGGCUGUACAGCAAAAAUUACGAUCACAAGAUCAGUUUUUUGGAAGGUCAAAGGUGUUCUGCCUGCACAUGCGCAAAUGAAGAUCACCCCGGUCCGAACGUUGGAGUCGGAAGGAGCAGUCCGGAGAUCGAUGUGUUUGAGACUCAGGUCAAUGCCGGUCACGGUGGAGCAAGUCAAUCGUUCCAAAUCGCUCCGUUCGAUGCCAACUACACUUGGGAUCAAUCUCCCUCAUCAGCCACGCUGUGGAGCACAGAUACGCAGUUCAACUCGUACACCGGCGGGGUGUACCAGGAACCUGUCUCUGGAGUGCACCCCAUCCCAGAUACAGCGUACGCGCUGUCAGGAGGUACACCGGUCAAGAUGGGCGUACAGUACGAUCCGGACUGGAACGGCGACGGUGGUGGAUCGAUCACUUGGUUCGUCGACGGCCAGGCUACGUGGACGUUGCAAGGUGCGAGUCUGAGGCCGAAUCCAGCGACAGAGAUCGGUCAGAGGAUCAUCCCGACAGAACCCAUGGCGUUGGUCAUCAACCUUGCGCUUUCGGACGGAUUUCAGAAGAUCCAGUGGGCGGACAUCGAGUUCCCAGCGGCGAUGAAGGUCGACUACAUUCGCGUUUAUCAACGAGACGGACAGGAGGACAGGAUCAGCUGUGAUCCGGCGGACCAUCCAACAGCAAAAUACAUACAGGACCACAUGGAUGUGUAUGGAAAUCAGAACCUGACCAAAUGGCCGCAGGAAAAGUACCCCUGGCCGAAAAGCAGCUUUCUCGGACAGUGCUAG
Messenger RNA from Pseudozyma hubeiensis SY62, 1866 nucleotides. Its product is annotated as glycoside hydrolase. Gene Ontology annotation, biological process: fungal-type cell wall organization; (1->6)-beta-D-glucan biosynthetic process. Gene Ontology annotation, molecular function: glucosidase activity. The transcript has 2 exons. The record is from RefSeq and is a predicted model, not a curated record. Lineage: Eukaryota; Fungi; Basidiomycota; Ustilaginomycetes; Ustilaginales; Ustilaginaceae. Gene Ontology annotation, cellular component: endoplasmic reticulum membrane; plasma membrane. Bases 1 to 1866 code for a protein of 621 amino acids.